Messenger RNA from Priapulus caudatus, 384 nucleotides. RefSeq names its product phospho-2-dehydro-3-deoxyheptonate aldolase, Phe-sensitive-like. Lineage: Eukaryota; Metazoa; Priapulida; Priapulimorpha; Priapulimorphida; Priapulidae. The annotation marks the transcript as partial. The record is from RefSeq and is a predicted model, not a curated record. Gene Ontology annotation, biological process: aromatic amino acid biosynthetic process. Gene Ontology annotation, molecular function: 3-deoxy-7-phosphoheptulonate synthase activity. The transcript has a single exon. Gene Ontology annotation, cellular component: cytoplasm.
AUUCUGCGCGGCGGUUCACGUCCUAAUUAUGAUAAAGAGAAUGUUCAGCAUGCGAGUGAGCAGCUAGAGAAAAAUGCUCUCGAUGCCAAGAUGAUGGUCGACUGUUCACACGCUAACAGCAAUAAAGAUUAUCGCCGUCAGUCGGAUGUCUGCGAAAAUGUCGCGGGACAGAUCGCAGAUGGUGAGAGGCGCAUUAUCGGUUUGAUGAUAGAAAGUCAUCUGGUCGAAGGGCGUCAAGACGUUGUCGAUGGUAAAGAUCUCACCUAUGGCCAGAGUAUCACGGAUGCCUGUAUUAACUGGGACACGACGGAUGUGUUACUGAGAAAACUGGCUGAUGCGGUUAAGAGCAGGCGAGAAGUCUUAUCUCAACAGGCAUCGGCUUAA